Messenger RNA from Danaus chrysippus (African queen), 2550 nucleotides. Lineage: Eukaryota; Metazoa; Arthropoda; Insecta; Lepidoptera; Nymphalidae. The record is from the annotation of a GenBank genome assembly.
AUGGCAAGGUCGCCUAAAGAUGAUCCCAGAUUUAAUGACAAUGCUUGGAAUUUCCAUACGGAAACCGGCGAGCAUUGUUCAUCAACAGGAAUUAAUGAGAUAAAACAGCCAACACUAUCUUCCAAUGGCUCUGUUAUACCCGAAAACUUAUAUGGAAGACCAAAUUACAAUAGCGGUGUGUACAUUAACAAACCAUACAUGCAAACAGGAGAUAGUACUGCAAAUAAAAAUGAUUCCAUCCCUUACAACGUUUUGCCUAACGUUAACAGAAUUCCUCGCCAAAAUUAUGGCAAUGCCAUGCUGAACUUGGGAAAUGGUCAAGUGGUAAGAGUAAUUUAUGACGAAAAUAAUCAACAACUUAUCUUCCCGAUGUCCGGACAGUACGAAUUGUUCAAUCAUAAUCAAGGAAUACGCGACGUGCCGCUACAAGCUGCCCCGCCGUCCCAUUUGUUUACAUUAAACCAAGAGUUUACUGUGAACAAUAAUGUUAAUGUUCAACCACCAACUGCCACUAUACAGCACAGUAAUUUUAAUCAAGAAUGCGUAAACCAGUCCACCAUACCAACAUCUAACUUUUUGAAAGAAGUUCUUGGUAACUGGGAACCAAAUUCUUCCGGAACAUACUCUCCAUUUGGUCAAAACUAUCCCUUAAACCAUCCUGAUGCACCAACCAUAAUAAACAACAAUCCUAUAGAGCCAACACUAAAUCAAAUAAAACCAGAAGCUUCGCCCAAAAGAAAUGAGAAUGGACCAUUAGCUGAUACAAGUAAUAAAAAAAGAAUAGUAGCCGAAGUGAAGCCAAUGCGGCCAAGUUAUUCUGAGGUAGCGAAAAACACCAAAAAUACUCAACCAGACUCAGCUAAGAAGACUAAACCACAAAACAAUCCCGAUAACAAAACACCGAGUAAACCAAAUCCUAAACCAGAGAAACCGGUUAACUCAAAACAUAUCACUGACGAAAACAAGACUAAGGCCGAAAAGAAACAACACUCAAACGCUAUAUCCUCUGGAAGCGAGUCCGGCGACGUUAAUAACGAUGACACGGAAAAACAACAGAAAACUAACAAGAGAUCAAAAAACAAACGUAAUAAUAUGUCUCGGAAAUGGUCAUCCUUAGACGAUAUAACAAACGAAGAAGGAAACUUCAAUCAAGAAAACGAAAGUCAGUUUCUGUUUAUACAAAACAACUCUGAAAAGGUUAAAAAAGAUAAGAAAUCUGAUCGAACUAAAAACAUAGAUAAAAGUAAUGCCGAGGAUGAAUUGAAGUUUGAGGAAGACGAUGAGCAGUCUCAGUUUGGGUUCAAGGAAGGUCAACCGGAUGUGACUAAGGCCAGGAAGAAGAAAGAAACUCGUAAUCAUCACAAGGCUUCGAAGAUUAUUCAAGACAAGAAAAAGACGAACCAGACUAAAAUAAGGAAAAACAAGCCUGGCUACAUGGGCCUCGUGCAGAAUUAUUUGGAACAUUGGGGAGGAGCCACUUGGAAAGCAUUUGUUUGGUUCGUUUUCUUGCUCUCCGACAUAUGCAGGAUGAGUCUUCAUCUGUCGUUUGACUUGUGUACAUCUGUAUUCAGUCAAACCUAUGUGAGCUCGCAGGCUGUGUGGCGCAGUAGCAAAGACUGGCUCUCAAAGAUCACUAAGAAUAAAUACCUAAUGUACAUUGACAGAAAAUUUGGACACACACAGUUUGCUUUUUGGAGAAAACUUAAAUGGUUUAGAAAAGAAAGUGAAACGGAUAGUAACGACACCAAAUUGAACUCAAACAUCCCACUGCCGGCCACAGGAGAAGAAGCCAUGAAAAGAUUACUAGCAUGUAAAGGAAAAGAUCCAUACAGCAUCCUCGGCGUGAGCGUGUCUUGUAGUGAUGAGGACAUCAAGCGUUACUACAGACGGCAGGCGUUCCUGGUGCAUCCGGACAAGAACCAACAGCCGGGCGCUGAGGAGGCCUUCAAGAUACUGCAGCAUGCCUUCGAUCUUAUUGGGGAACCGGAGCGUCGUGAGUCCUACGAGCGUCGCGCUCGCGAGUCACGACACGCCGAGGCGGCGUGGGGCGAGCUCAGUGUACUGCUGGAACAACUACACGACAAGAUGGAGUUCGCAGCCAACACUAUACGCUGUACGAACUGCGGCCGACGUCACAAACGAGUGAUGACGUCACGACCGUGUUACGCCGCGCGCUACUGUGCACAGUGCAAGAUAAGACACUCCGCUAAGGAGGGUGAUAUCUGGGCGGAGUCUAGUAUGUUGGGUCUGCUAGUGAUGUACUACGCGUGUAUGGACGGAGCGGUCUAUCAGAUCACACAGUGGGGCAGCUGUCAGAAACGUAACCUGAGACAACUGCGUCCCGACUGUCACGUAGUGCAGUACAGGAUCGUGCUCGGGAAUAAGGCGAGCGCCGACCCGCAGAAAACUACCACCGGACACGAUCCAAACCUCGAAGAAUUCCUGAACAAUCUGUACAGUAAAUCUGGUGUGACACCGAACACUAGCUGUAAGCCGACAACCGAAACAGCGGACGCAAAGAAACGACGCAAUAAAAAAACUAAAGCCUGA